Messenger RNA from Caenorhabditis bovis, 1554 nucleotides. The record is from the annotation of a GenBank genome assembly. Lineage: Eukaryota; Metazoa; Nematoda; Chromadorea; Rhabditida; Rhabditidae.
AUGCUUCACAAUUCAUACGAUGUUGCUGGCGAGUUUGGCGCCAAAAUGAGCAUUAGCGGUGGUGGCGCGACGCCGCCACCAAGAAAUCAGCUGCUGAGUGUCGACCAACAACUCCAACUCAUGAACACCAUCAACAAUAUGGUGCGCGCGAGUCAGUUCACCUCGCAGCUCGCCAACACGAUAUUCACACUGUGCGCCCAACUGAAGACGUCCGGCGCGAUGCUCGAGCAGUCGCACAAAAACGAACUCAACAAGGUGUUCACGUCGCUUCGACAGGCGUGCUGUCGCGACAACGGCCAACUCGGCACACCGUGCCGUCUGAAGAUCAUGGAGCUCGUCGAGUUGCGCGCGAUGAGCUGGCGCACCAAUUUGGCGCACAGUCAGUAUUAUGUGAAUCGGCCCGUGCAGCAACGCGAUCCGGCGCCGUCGGUGGGCAUUCCGGCGAGCAGUGUGCAAUCGACGCCGUCGCCGACGACGUCGCCGAACGCGCCGAUGCAAUUCGUGCCGCCGAAUCCGAUGUUCAUCGCGACGCCCGACCAUCAUCAUCAUCCUCAUAUGGCGAGCGCGCCCAACGCCGGCGGCAUUUUCUUCAUACCGGCGGCCAGCACGUGGAUGAAUCCGCUCAUGCAGAUGCCGCCGAAUCCGUUUCUGCCGCAGCCGAUGAUGCCGCCCGAUCAGAUGUUCAUGCGGCAGAGGAGCUUGAAGAAGCCGAGCAUGGGCAAUAAGACGGUCCAACUACGCCAUGAGAUGAUCAUUCGCAAUUCGGAUUCGGGCAAAAUUAUGGGCGUGAAGGGGCGUCGCGUCGCCGCCGUCGAGCAGCUCACCAACACCGUCAUCUCGUUUCAGAAGGUCGACGCGAAAUCGAAAGAGCGCACGCUGACGAUCACCGCGUCGACGAUGGACGACAUCGAGAAGGCGAAAGAUAUGAUCAUCGACACGAUUCGCCGCAAUAUGAGUCCGAUACGCGCCGAGCCGAUGAUGACGCCGACGGAUGUGACGGCGGCGGCGGCGACGGCGACGCCAGCCGAUGAUGAUGAUGGCGAUGAGGCGGAUGAUGAGCCGGAUGAGGAUAUCAAGUUGGAGCAGACGGCCGAUGGAAAAAUCACGUUUUGUUGCGAUGAUCCUGUGUUGCUAGCGGCGGCCCAGGAGGCGCUGUCGGCGUACCUCCGCGUGCGCAAUCGUCCGAGCGCCGAUGAGCGCGAGAAGAAGAAGGAGCGUCGCAAGAGUAUGCCGCUUCAGCAAUCGAAUCAGCAAGAGCCGUCGGCGAUGUUGAAGCCGUCGAAGGCGUUCCACGGCUCGACGCCGAAUCUCGCCGACGGUCUCGCGGCGACAACUAAAACGGUGGUCGUCACCAACUCGGCAGUUAGUCAAUCGUCGCGAAAUCGCGUCGACAAUUCGAACGAGUUUUUGCAGACGUCGUCGACGACGACGCCAGCGGCCAUUCGAUAUGAUCGCGACUAUUUGGUGCGUUUUCGCGACGAGACCCGUCCGCGAAUGUCGAGCGAAAUGCGAAACGAAAUCCGUCGAGUCGCCGCCGAUAUUCUCAUCGCCUAA